AUGCAGUGCCAGGCCGAGCUGAGGCUCUCCUCCCCCGGGCAGCUCAAGGCUGCCAGGCGGCGCUACAAGACCUUCAUGAUCGACGAGAUCCUCUCCAAGGAGACUUGUGAUUAUUUUGAGAAACUUUCUCUCUACUCGGUGUGUCCUUCGCUCAUUGUCCGGCCCAAGCCUCUCCACUCAUGCUCGGGCUCCUCGUCGCUCCGGGCCUACCCUCUGCUGUCGGUGAUCACGCGGCAGCCUCCUAACCUGGCCCUCCACCUGCCCCAGCCCUCCUCCCCGGGCGGUGUCCACCUGCAGCACCCGCGAGGCUCCGAGCCGUCGCCCAGCCAGACGCCGCUCAGCAUCAGCAGCGAGUCGGAGACGGAGCGCAGCACGCCGCGCCUGAAGAAGCCGCGCCGCAGCCGCACCAUCUUCACCGAGCUGCAGCUGAUGGGCCUGGAGAAGAAGUUCCAGAAGCAGAAGUACCUGUCCACACCUGACAGGUUAGACCUGGCCCAGUCUCUGGGACUCACUCAGCUCCAGGUGAAGACGUGGUACCAGAACAGACGCAUGAAGUGGAAGAAAAUGGUGCUGAAAGGAGGUCAUGAAGCCCCGACGAAGCCCAAAGGAAGACCCAAGAAGAACUCCAUCCCCACCACGGAGGAGAUAGAGGCUGAGGAGAGGAGGAUGAAGGAGGAGGAGGAGGACAGGAUGAGGAGGGCCAGCAAAGAGGCGGGGCUGGCUCGAGGAGGAGGAGGAGGAGGAGGAGGAGGAGGAGGAGGAGGAGGAGGAGGAGGAGGAGAGGUGUCUCAGAUGGAACCUCAAGACCUCAGAUCAGAACCUCAGAGUCAGGCAGCGAUGGACGACUCCGAGAGAGAAGCAGAACUGCUGAUCCACCCAGAGACUCACUCAGACAGCUAGAGCAGAACUAACACACUGGAAACAGGUUAAAACCAGAUAA
Molecule: messenger RNA, 940 nt
Organism: Centropristis striata (black sea bass)
Lineage: Eukaryota; Metazoa; Chordata; Actinopteri; Perciformes; Serranidae
Gene: barx2
Product: BARX homeobox 2
Exons: 4
Coding region: 1-900 (299 amino acids)
Biological process (GO): regulation of transcription by RNA polymerase II
Cellular component (GO): nucleus
Molecular function (GO): DNA-binding transcription factor activity, RNA polymerase II-specific; RNA polymerase II transcription regulatory region sequence-specific DNA binding
Source: RefSeq, a predicted model, not a curated record